Messenger RNA from Trichomonas vaginalis G3, 1491 nucleotides. RefSeq names its product cation efflux family. The record is from RefSeq and is a predicted model, not a curated record. NCBI's taxonomy places the organism in Eukaryota, Parabasalia, Trichomonadida, Trichomonadidae. Bases 1 to 1491 code for a protein of 496 amino acids. The transcript has a single exon. Gene Ontology annotation, biological process: monoatomic cation transport; transmembrane transport. Gene Ontology annotation, cellular component: membrane. Gene Ontology annotation, molecular function: monoatomic cation transmembrane transporter activity.
AUGAAAUACAAACAAGCUUCUUCUUCUUCUUCUUCAAAAAAUAUUUCGAUGUCAACACAAGCAGAAAAUAAGCCAGGAAUAAUAAAGAAAGUAUUUAAAUUUAUAGAUAAAUGGACAAGAGAAACCAGCGAUAUUAUACUUGUUCUUCUUUUCUCAAUUCAGAUCUUAUUUACAGAUGCAUUAACAAAAUAUGGUACAACAGCCGCCAUCUGGCUAAUAUAUUGGAUAUGGAGAAGAGACAACUGGCUUGUAUCAAUUUAUAACUUAAUUAUCUUCUAUUUCAUUGGAAACGACUAUUUCGAAUUAACAACACGUUGCUUUUUAUUCUAUUGUGCGUCAAACAUCGCAUUUUAUGUCAACAAAAAUACAAUAGCUGUUUUUUAUGAAUCAUUGCUGAUGUUUGUUUUUGUAUUUUACGGAAAUUGGGGAUACAGACAAAUCAGAGACACAGCUAUAACGUACGGCGUAUCAUUAUUCUUCCCAUUAUUCUUCGGCGAUAUACAAAACGACCUUCUUACAGUUCAUGUUCUUGCUCCAUAUGCAUCUGCAGCUGUUUUGCUAUAUUACGAAGAUUUUGUUCACGUUUUCCCAUUCUUGUUGAACUUCUUGACAUCGUUCAGAGAAUGGCCUACCGAAUAUCCUUCUUUUCACAAUACAAAACACUCAAGAAAUUUAAUUGUUGUAUUUGCAAUGAUUUUCGUAUCAUUUUACUACGAGUACAGACAAGGAGUCAUCCUUGAAUCAUACAACAUUACAUUUGAUUCAUUAUAUAUGGUUCCAAUUUUGAUUUCAUUAUUUGUUACUUAUUUAGCCCUUGUUUUCACAAACAAAGAAUAUUCCAAGCAAUACAGAUACGGAUUCUCCAAUACUUUGAACAUUUUCUCUUUGGUUGACUCAAUAUUUUUAAUUGUUGGAAUAGUUUUAUAUACAAUGGAUACAAUUAAGAAGGAAUGGUACUUGUCAUCUGUUGGAUCAGACAGAAACUCUUUUGUUCUUAUAAUUGUAAUAAUUAUUUUGAUUAUUUCGUAUUUCUUCAUUUUUGAAUGGCGUAAUCUCGAGAACAUACACAAGGUUAUUAGUUUCCAUAUCGAAAUCUUGAUUCUUUACCAUGUUGUUGAAUUAAUUUCUCAUUUUCUUGCUUUGUAUCUUGAUUUUUACUGGUUUGAGUUCUUUGCUAGAAUGGCCGCAGCUAUUUAUUCAUUCUACGCUGCAUUUCCGCACCUCAGGAACUCGAUUUCGGAACUUUUGUUUAAUCCAGCUGAUCAAUACGAGAAAUUCUAUAAAAUUAUCGAUGAACUCUGCCAUGUUAAGCAUCUUGAUGUUAGAUAUGGUUCAGGGAAAUGGAUUGUUGAAGCGAAAUGUCAACUUAAAGAAAGAAAGAUGAGAGUUGGUGUUCCUUCUAAAGUAUUCCACGAAACAUUUAGGAAGAUGGGCGUAGAUGCAACUAUUGAGAUAAUUGACGCUCCUCCUAAACCUCAAAUUGUAGUUUAA